AUGAGUGCAGCCGCCAUCGCAGAGCCCUUCCUCCUGUCUUCCUAUCCUGAAUCUUACAAGAAACGCAAGGUCACGCCUCUAUACGCCUCCCUGCCAUCUGGAAGUAAUGCGGAUCCAUUCGUCUCGGUAGCCGUCCAAGGAGAUGGGAUCCAUGUUCUGGACACAUCUAGCCUGCAUCCCGCAGCAUCAUACGCGUGUGGCCCGUCGACCUCUUUUGCAUGUUCACCUUCGUCCAGGACGUCGCAGACACCAGACGGCCGACGCAUACGCACAACCUACGCCGUUCUCGAAACCGGGCCGGAUGUUCCACCAGAGGGCAAGGAGAAGACAGUGCUCUCAUGGGAAGCAUCACUGUCGGGGGACAUAGAGUCUGAAGCUCAGUCUGAACGGACGAAACAGGUUGCUGUGGCUCCCCAUCUAGUCACCCGCAUAUACACGCCAGACUCACUAGAGGGGCGAUUGUUGCUUGUCAGUCCGUCUGGAACGGUCACAGUUACCAGUGCGGACGUGCAAAAUCCACAGUCGCACACACCCAAAACACAACGUCCAAGCACGUUGCUCAGGCAUUUUCUCUUCCCUGCGACCUCUUGCUCAUUCCUCCCCUCCCAUCUCACUGCGGGUCAAAGCGCAAUCUCACUCUCUGUCCUCAAGAAUAGAGAUGUGUUGCGGUUACACGUGCUCGGAGUGAAUGCAUCAAAUUUGGUCGAGCUCGGCGAAUGCGCUCUGCCUACCGAAGACAACGCAUUCGUGGACAUGACAUGUAGCAACUCUGGCUUCAUUAGUGUUCUGGUCACCUCAGGCACUUGGUACGCCUUUUCGCUGGGCCCCUCAUCUUCCGGCUCGCUAUUAGCAACACCUACUGCCGAACCACUACGGCUGCAAAACCUCACCUUCAUCAACUCGUCGCGCUCGUCCGAGUUAUCUACGGUUGCUCUGACGUCCUCGCACGUGCUCUUAGUCGCUGCUACCGCCAGCUCACCCACCGAGAUCGUACUGCUCCUCUGGGACCUCCGAUACGGUGUUCUACUGGCUCAACAGACAAUGCCCAUGCCCUCCACCCUUCCCCGUUCCAAAAAGCUUGGCGCCACCAUGCGUCUUCAUGCUCCCACGUCGUCCUCCAGCCCAGCCGCGUCCAGAGGCAUUGUAAACAUUGCCGUCUUGCUUGCUCUCCUUCCUACACCCGAACGAGAGCAGCAGCAGGAAUCUUCGGCGGCCACACCUCGCUCGGCGCUCGUGAUCGUCCCUGUAACAGUUCCGGCGACGUCGACGAUCGCCGCUGCGAUGGGCAAGGCGAACUCCGGGUCGCGAUGGGUAGCACCGAAGACCGCUCAAGGCGCGCUGGGCCAGGCUCAAGUAGCGCGGGGCGCCCCAGAGUUGGGUUCUGCUGCGCGCAAGGCUCUCCAGGAGAUCAGGGCGGCCGUAGAUGGGAGCGCACAUGCGACUACCACGGUGGCGGAGAAUGCGUACUUCGAGUACACGACGCAACGAGCUAAGGACAAAAAGCCAGCGAAUGAGCAGGGUGAAGACUUGCCACCACCACUGGAGUACCCCUUCAUCCAGGGCGUGCUGGAGCAGGUGCUGCGCCCCUCGACUCCUGCCCCAGGGAGAUCACAAAGCGUAGCAAUGUAUUCACCCAAAAUUGUCAAGGACCUUCUGGAGAGCCGGGUGGUCAGCUCUGUUAUGGUGAAUGGUGGACUGUUGCCCGCCCUAGCCGCCCGGAACGCCUGGGACAUGAUCGCACUCGCAAUGCGCACCGUGACGGACAUCCCAGAAAACGACAUCAUCUCCCUUGUCGCCCAAGUCGCCGCCGCCUACCGUCCGGCAUCAGACGACGCCAUGGACGUCGACGCGGUCCCCACCCAACCCUCUGCAGUACCCCCUCUCGCCACCUUCCUCGCCCAGGCGAUCGCGUACCCCUCUACCCCCGCUCUCCAACGCGCCGCGCUCCGCAAGCACCUCCCCGACGCCACCGCGCUCGUCCCCCUGCUCGUCAUCCUCGACCGCUGGCUCGUGCAGCACACCGCCGCGAACGACCUCGCCCUCGCCCCUUCUCCCUCCCUCUCUCCCUCUCCCUCUCUUUCCUCUCUCCCUUCCUCGAUACCGGAGCUCGCCUGCGUGCUCGCCUUCGCCCAGGCGCUCCUUGACGCCUCCUUCCUUGCGCUCCUGGCGCACCCGCCCGCGCAUGCCCCGCUCCGCGCGAUCGCCGCGCACCUCACGCCCGCUCUGGCGGCCGCGGACGACCUCGCGCGCCUCCGGGGCCCGCUUGAGCCGUUCGCGCGCGCCGCGCGGCUGCGCCAGAAGGAGCGCGACGACGCCGCUGCGGCGGGCGGGCGGAAGCAGCAGGACAGUGGACGGGACUGGCGGCGGAAGCGCAAGGCGGCGCACGAGCAAGCGGGCAUGGCCAUCGGGCUGUAUCAGGUCGAGGAGCUCGUGCUGUGA
Messenger RNA from Epithele typhae, 2439 nucleotides. RefSeq lists its product as uncharacterized. Bases 1 to 2439 code for a protein of 812 amino acids. Gene Ontology annotation, molecular function: RNA binding. Gene Ontology annotation, cellular component: nucleolus. Lineage: Eukaryota; Fungi; Basidiomycota; Agaricomycetes; Polyporales; Epitheliaceae. Gene Ontology annotation, biological process: maturation of SSU-rRNA. The transcript has 6 exons. The record is from RefSeq and is a predicted model, not a curated record.